UUUUGGGUUUAUUAUUCCUUUAAAUCUUAAAUUGGAAUGGCUGUUUUUAGAUGUGAAUUCACAUGUUGCAUUUACAGAUCGCAGGAGACAUGCUUUGUGCUGAUCAGAACUUUGAUAUUGCACAAGUCAUUCGCUUUUUCAGAUCUAAGCCUGGAGAACUUGCUAUAUAUUAUGAGCUGGAGUCAGGAGAGAAGAGCUACACCAGAGGAAUUGUUGAAGUUUGUCCAAACACCCAUCGGGUCAUGCGAUUCUUUGAGAAGCCUCAGGAGGGAGUCACUGCUUCUCGUCUGGCCAGUGUGGUUUUCUACUGCCUACGCAAAGAGUCCUUACUGAACAUUUCUGAAUUCCUCAUUCAACACCCUGAUGUUAAUGAUAGAACUUUUGGCAUGUUUUGGGAAUGGCUUAUAAAUGAGGAGAAAGUUCCUGUUUAUGGGAUGAAGUUACCAACAGGAUUUCAACUAAUUGGACAAGUGGGUCUGUCUGAUUACACAAAAUGGCUCGCACACUAUUCUUCAAAGCAGCAGCUGUCCCCAUCGAAACCCAUUACAUGCCGCUCAUUUGCCAGGGUUGGACUCAUGGGGAACCCCUCUGAUGGUUUCAAUGGGAAAACUAUUGCUAUGAGCAUCGCUAACUUCUGGGCUGAGGUCACGCUUAUGGAGAGCCAGACUCUGGUUCUUCUACCUCAUCCUCUGAAUGACCCCACGGAGUUCGGAAGCUUGCAGGAUCUUUUUCGGAUCAGCCGGAAAGAAGGCUAUUUGGGAGGUCUGAGACUUCUACAAGCCACCUGUAAAAAGUUUUAUCAGUUCUGCUCUGAACAAGGCAUUGCUCUGUCCAAGCAGAACUUUACACUCAAGUAUGACACAAACAUUCCUCGGCAAGUGGGUUUAGCUGGCAGUAGUGCGAUUGUGUCUGCCACCUUGAAGUGCCUGAUGAAGUUUUACAACAUCACAGACAACGAUCUUCCUAAACCAAUCAGAGCCAACUUUAUCCUCAACGUAGAGACUGAUGAGCUGUUCAUCACAGCUGGUCUACAGGAUCGGGUUGUGCAGGUUUAUGAAGGCUUGGUUUACAUGGACUUCAACAAACAGCUGAUGGAUGAGCGGGGUUAUGGUACUGUUUUUGAACCUAAAUAUGAUUCUGGGUAAUAUAAAUAACAUUUUUCAUUGUAUAUACACCUUGG
This is a messenger RNA of Sinocyclocheilus grahami, 1180 nucleotides long. RefSeq names its product glucuronokinase 1-like. Bases 63 to 1145 code for a protein of 360 amino acids. The transcript is spliced from 13 exons. NCBI's taxonomy places the organism in Eukaryota, Metazoa, Chordata, Actinopteri, Cypriniformes, Cyprinidae. Gene Ontology annotation, molecular function: ATP binding; glucuronokinase activity. The record is from RefSeq and is a predicted model, not a curated record.